Messenger RNA from Motacilla alba alba, 3598 nucleotides. RefSeq names its product ectonucleoside triphosphate diphosphohydrolase 3 (gene ENTPD3). The coding region runs from base 587 to 2122 and encodes 511 amino acids. The record is from RefSeq and is a predicted model, not a curated record. Gene Ontology annotation, biological process: nucleoside diphosphate catabolic process. The transcript has 12 exons. Gene Ontology annotation, cellular component: plasma membrane. NCBI's taxonomy places the organism in Eukaryota, Metazoa, Chordata, Aves, Passeriformes, Motacillidae. Gene Ontology annotation, molecular function: UDP phosphatase activity; GDP phosphatase activity.
CCGGGAAGCGGGAGCCGCCGGAGGAGGGGAGGGGAAGGGAGGGAGGCACGGCCGUGCCACGGGGGGCUCUGCGGCGGAAUCUCGGUGCCCGGUGCAUCCCCCUCCGGGCACAGCCCCGCCGCAUCUCCCGCUGCGGGAAAUGCCCGGCUGCGUCCACUCGCCGCAGAGCUCCUCCCUCCGCUUCAGUCAGUCCACCCGGAUUUUAUUUACUUAUUUAUUUUUCCUUUUUAACCUGCAAGUUGGUUUUUUUUUUUUUUUCGUUCGUUUGUUUUCCAAUCUAUUUGGAAAUACAGAAGCACAGGGCGGGCACCAGCCCGGUGCCUCUCCACAAAUCCCCCCGGGAGAGGCGCUCCGAAGGUGCCGCCGGCUCCCGGCGCUCCUCAUCCCGGGACCGGGCGGGCGAGCCCAGCUUGCGGAGCAAUUGAAACAUUCACCUGUCGACCUCGUCUGAAAUAAAUGGUAACGUGUUUGCAUCUCUCAGGUUACAGUAAAUAAAGGCGCACGCUUGCCCACCCUAUGAACAAACAGAAGCCUGCAUCUCUGGCAGAAGCAUCCAGCUGCACUCAGUGGAGCAGCCUCUCUCAGGAUGCUCACCAGAACCCCGAGUGUUGUGGCCCAAGUGUUCCUUCUUCUAAGCAUAGUCCUUGUUAUUGCUAUUGCAGUGAUUCAGAUAAAUCAGCAACAGAUCCUCUCCCCAGGGCUUAAGUAUGGAAUAGUGCUUGAUGCUGGAUCCUCUCGGACUACAGUCUAUGUCUAUGAGUGGCCGGCAGAAAAAGAAAACAACACGGGAGUAGUGAGCCAAACCUUCAAGUGCAAUGUGAAAGGCCCUGGUAUAUCCAGCUAUGAGAGUAGCCCUGGAGCUCUUGCCAAGCCUCUUGAUGACUGUCUGAAUAAAGUGAAGGAGAGAAUACCAGUUCAUCUGCAUAAAAACACUUCUGUGUAUCUGGGGGCUACAGCUGGCAUGAGACUGCUGAGGUUGCAAAAUGAAUCGGCAGCCAAUGAAGUCCUUGCAAGCAUUCAAAGCUACUUCAGAGCACAACCUUUUGAAUUUAGGGGUGCGCAGAUCAUAUCUGGGCCAGAGGAAGGGGUGUAUGGAUGGAUAACGGCCAACUAUUUAAUGGGCAAUUUCUUAGAGAGAAACCUUUGGAGGACAUGGGUCCAUCCUUACAGAAAAGAGACCAUGGGUGCACUGGACCUCGGAGGAGCUUCCACUCAAAUUUCAUUUAUCCCCGAGGACCCUGAGGAGCACCUCAAUAGCACCUUGCAAGUGAAGUUGUAUGGUUACAACUACAAUGUCUACACUCACAGCUACCAGUGCUAUGGGAGAGAUGAAGCUGAGAAAAGGCUUUUAGCAUUGCUGCUCCAGAAAUCACACACCAGUGCCAACGUGGAUAAUCCCUGUUACCCUCAAAACUAUAACACAGCAUUACCGAUGAAGGACUUCUUUGGCAGCCUUUGUACACAGUCUCUGAGACCAGCAAAUUACUACCCAAACCAGCUUGUGAAUUUCCAUGGAACAGGAGACCCAGGUCUGUGCCAGGAGAUGGUUUCUUUAUUGUUUAACCUCACUGCUUGCAGAGACAGAGAGGACUGUCCAUUUAAUGGAAUACAUCAGCCAAAAGCUAAAGGGAAUUUUGUGGCUUUCUCUGGAUUCUACUAUACUAUUAAUGCUUUGAAUUUAUCUGGGCAAUUUUCCCUAGAUGACUUCAAUUCAAGUAUGUGGUUUUUCUGUUCACAGAGCUGGGCACAGCUCCGGUUUAUGCUGCCUAAAUUUGAAGAAAUAUAUGCUAGAUCCUACUGUUUCUCAGCCAAUUUUAUUUAUUACUUGCUUGUACAUGGUUACAACUUCAAUGCAGAAACGUGGCCACAGAUACAUUUUCAAAAGGAGGUUGGUAACAGCAGCAUAGCGUGGUCACUCGGUUACAUGUUGAGCCUCACAAACAUGAUUCCAGCAGAAGGCAAGCUGAUCCAGCUACCUCUGAAACCUUCUCUGUUUGCUGGGCUCCUCGUCUUCCUCACAGCCACGGCACUGCUGUGUCUCCUCUUCCUCGUCUACUUGUGCGUCGUGUCGCAUCAUCGGAAGAACGUCCCUCGCGUUGAACACGUAUUUAUUCCAGAAUGAAUGAACUUGGCUGGAGACAAACCAAAAAUGUUAUGGCGCUACUAAACUGAACUUUAUUUUGCCCCCCCCCAUUUUUCAAAAAUAAAGACAGCAAAAAUGACUUCUGGACCAGAAGCAUAAAUAGAGAAGAGGCACAAAGGAAUCUGUGAUAUGGUGAAUUGGAGUGCUUUUGAAAUAUUUUGGUAAUUGUUUCUGUAAACUUAAUUUGUCCAGUGUGCAGCAGAGAAAACAUGGGCAGAUAUGUCACUUUGCUUUAUAAGGGAUUACUUGCAUUUUCCUGACAGGUAUGUAUUAUUUUUUUUUUUUUGUUUACUAACUCUGUGCUAACUGCUGAGCUCAAGUAGUGAAGGAUUUGAUCACAGUGGCAGUUGUUUAAGACAAAAUUAAACAAGCCAAUAGCAACUGUGGGAGGUGGGAACAUGGUAGCUGUCCUUGUGUGCAGUGCUGACACUAAAAGCCCUGAAGUAAUCUAAUUUCUGCAACUGGAAAAAGCACUGGAUAAUGACAAGAACUGAAAGGAAGAGUUGUGAUAGAAUUGUUUUUAUUGCUGUUCCAAAUGGAUUGAUCCCCAUCAAGAAGGUGCAAUAAAUUGUGAACACCUCUCAGGACUUUUGAGCCUGUCUCUAAACAGAGCUAUGUCUUUUCAUACCAUGGAGACCCCAAAACGCCUCUGGUCUGGGAUACAAGAUUUGCUUUGGAGGUGGAAUAAAAUGCUUUCACACUUUAGUGACUGAACCUAAAUUUAAAUAUCUCAUAGUUGCCCCCAGAAGACACUGGAGUUUUCAGUGAACUUUUCUAACUUUCACAGAAAUGUGCUUUUUGUAAUUUUUCAUACUGAAACCCUGACCCGCAUACCCCACAUAUUGCUGGUCUCAGACAGUGGCAGUCCGUACUGAUUAGACACGUAUGUGUUAUUUCAGCUGUCUGGACAGAGUCUCAGAUCUGAACAUUCCAUUAACACGUUAAGCCCUUCUUUCAAGGCCAAGAGGAACAGGAGCCAGUCCCCAGGCCAGCAAAACACCUUUUCUGUGUGGGUUCAGGAACGUAUUUCUGGAGCUGCAGUCAUGGCUCUAGUGCCCUGGUUAGCCUCUGCACUGUCCUUCAGCAGCGCUGGGAUCCACCUGGCACAUGCUUCUGUCAAACAUUCUGACUCCUGAGCUUUCCUGCAAGUGCUGCUGCCUUCACGCAGCAAACAGCUGGCUUCCUUGAAAGCCCAGCCAUUCUUCACCAAACCUCACACUCCUUCAAAUCAUAGGACUCUCUCAGCUUCAUCUAUUCCCAGUAUUGGUUAGGAGAUGGAUAGGAGAACAGUGGCCAGUAUUUUUACCCAUAAAUAAUGUUUUUAAUUUCAGUCUUUUGUUUCUUUAUCACCUUUUUACUUACGUUUGGUUGUGGGGUUGGGGUUUUGUUUUCUUUUGUGUUUUUUUCAUAGGCUGACAGAUGAUUUGAAGGGAGCUAAAUAUCUUUGUAAAUGAA